This is a messenger RNA of Bolinopsis microptera, 2472 nucleotides long. RefSeq lists its product as uncharacterized. The transcript is spliced from 3 exons. Bases 91 to 429 code for a protein of 112 amino acids. Lineage: Eukaryota; Metazoa; Ctenophora; Tentaculata; Lobata; Bolinopsidae. The record is from RefSeq and is a predicted model, not a curated record.
UCUCCAACUUUUCGGAAUAGUAACCACCAAACUCGAUACUCGUUUUACUUUUAUUAACUCGUUUGUUAAACCUACACUAAAGAUAUUAUCAUGAUGAAGUUCUUCUUUGCAUUGUUUGCCGCUUUCGCUACCCUCUCCAUUGUCAACUCUCGAUCCAUCAAAUUAGAAAAUCCCCGAACUGACAGCGAUAACACUGUGACAGCCAAGAGAAGCCCCCGAUCGAUUGAACUUGAAGGAUCAUUCCCCAGCCUUAUCGAACAAAAAUUAGCUGAAUUCGAACUCAUGGGAAACACUAUUGACGAAACCUCUGCCCAUCUCCAAAAGAGAUCAACCCUGCACAAAAGACGACACCACCAGAGAACCACUAAAGGACACCCCAAGAGGCACAACAUGGCCGCAUUCUUCUACGUCCCUCCUAACGGCAAGUAAACUAAAGAAACUUCCAGAACUUUCUAGAACUAAAAGAGAUUUCUAGAAACAAAACGAACUGCUUGAGCCGAGCGCACGUUUUUUUACGUUGUGGACUCAUUAAAUUAAAUAUCGAACGCAUUGAAUUUUACGAGCAGCUAUCCUGCUUUUGACUAACGAUUUUUUUAGAUUUAGGUUGAUUUUUAAAUCCCUGUUUAAACUAAUUCGCUUUGUUAAGAGCACAGGAUAAAUGUUCAGUUUUUUAAAUUGUCGGUUGAGGCCGACGAUGAUCCUUAUCCGGUUGCUAUGCAAACCAAACCAAACCGAUAAAUUUUAACAAUUGUUAUUUAUUUCGUGUUGAUCAAACUUAAAUUUUGCUGGGUACCGCAUGAGGGCAUUUAUUAUUUAACGAUUUUAAGAACCAAUUUGCUAGAUAAAUCUGUUUAUAAGUCCGAUUAUAAGCAUGUUUAUUGUUUAUAUGUCCAAUUAUAAACAUGUUUAUUGUUUAUAAGUCUGGUUAUAAACAUGUUUAUACACACUGGAUGUUUAUAUAGUGUUAUUCCCAGGUUGCCAGGGCAGGGUAAUUUGUAGACCUCCUUGUAGAACUGGCGAUGCUAAGUGCCGCUGCCUCUGUCUGCCUAUUGCCUAAUCCAUACCUGAAAAAGCCUAGUCCAUACCUGAAAAGCUAGGUGUAUUUGUUGCCUUGAACUUUGUCAUUUCUUGAAUGUCUGGUAUCAGUAACAUAAAUUUGAAGGCCUGUUUUUAGGGCAUUUUGGAAGCUAGUUUAAAGGGCAUUUUGAAAGCUUGUUUUUAGGGCAUUUUGGCUGAAUUGAACGCAUGCUGUUUCGUCACCCCACAAGAAUUUCAGCCAAAAUGAUAAAAACAGCCGAAAAAGCUGACUUGGGAAUAUGCUAGAUUUAUUAAUUAAUUUUGAUGUUUUGAGAAGAUAUUAAGUUAUUAAUUAUUUAUUUAGAUACAUAUAUCGAUAAUUUAUUUAGAUAUUUAAUAUACAAAGUAUUUAUGUGCACGGAAAAAAAUCGUGAUGUGAACAGAUUUCGAACUUUCGUUUCAAAAACACACAUUUCGUAAUUGAAAGUCUUGUACUCCGUCAGCAAGGUUUCUACACAGUUUCCUGCUAACUAAGAUUUCUAAACCUUACAAAACUUGAAAUCAGUCCAGCGCGAUACCGCACAAAUCAAAGGGGAUGCCCCACUCGGGGAUUCCACUCUGAUUCCGAACAUAUUUCUUUGCUGAAAUCUUCUAGAUUGCAAGACUUUUAACGUAUCAUCUAGAUAUUUGUUCGCUUCAAUGUUGAUCUACAUUUUAAAAGUUCAACUGCAUGAGUACUUAGUAAGUCAAAGAAAACGUAAAAUGAGAACAAUGUUGUCUAUUAUUUACACGUGUAUUCUUUAGCUUAAUUUAAUUUUAUACACCAGAGAUAUACUGUCUUUUAUUUCUUAAUUCUACAAGCUUUUCUGUGAGAAAAAGCCAAAAUCAAAACUAGAGUUCCAGUUAUGUUGAGUGAGACAGAAUGUGCAAUAUAAAAUUAUUAGGUGUGGUUUUUAAGGAAUUUAGGAAUUUAAUACCUUUAAAAUUAAAUUCUACAAAAAGAGAUUACAGCAUGUCAAUUGCAAAUGGGCCGGACUAUGCAGGAUGGUUCCGUUAUUAACAUUUGCACUCUAACUUUAGGCCACCCUGUAUCGUAAACUUGAUAAUACCGGCUAAAUCGUCAUAGUGCGAUUAGCAUGAGCAGGAAUGGGAGCUUUUUCUAGCAGAUAACAAAUAAUAAGAUAAAUUUCAUCGUCUAUGCAUCUGGAUUCUGCAGAAAGUUAAAUCAUAGCGGCCCCAAACAAUUCACGAAGAUUACCAAAAGGUUUAGUCUGCACAAAUUUCUCACGUGUACUCAGUUGCUUCAAAUACUUAUCUACAAUUUAGGACUCAUCAAGUUCCAAUCUCAAAGGGAGACCUCCGACUUCAGGACUACUUCCACUUUUGUCCAAAUUACAUAAUUAAUAAAAUAAUUUACAUAGUUAUCUCCGUUCGUGUAUGGUUAAUUAUUCUUCU